Molecule: messenger RNA, 3432 nt
Organism: Rhopilema esculentum
Lineage: Eukaryota; Metazoa; Cnidaria; Scyphozoa; Rhizostomeae; Rhizostomatidae
Source: RefSeq, a predicted model, not a curated record
GGGUGGGGGUUACGGCCCUGUUUAUAAUUCACAGUCUUUGUUCGAAAAUUACUUUUUGGCGGAUGGGAUGACUAAUGUGGGAUACGAUAACAGGACCCACAUACGAAAAUUUCUACCUGAUGACACACCUUUUUAAGGCAGAAACUGACUCAGAGAAUGUCAAGUUCACUAUGCCAGCUCAUGGAAAUGGAAUCAAAUAGAGAACCAUAUUUUUCUGGCUUUGAAUGAAUGAAGAAAAAACUAGGUCUUCAAAAACAUGUCUCAUAAUUAACUCUUUUCGUACCUCACAGCGAGAUGUUUAUUAUACUUUCUUAAUAGACCAUGGUUACAGCCUCUGAAUAUUUCUAUGUUUGUUUACAAUAAGAUUUUCUGUGAAUCAUCAUAGAAGCCCAUUCUGCCUGUCCCGGGCCCCUGCCCUUUGGCCACAGGCCUCUUAUCCGUCAGCAAGGUUUGUUUACAUGGGAGGCUGAAACAACUGUUUGAUGACGUGCCUGCAAAAUGGCGGAGAACGGACACUCGGAAAAAGGAGGAGAUGAAAUUGAAGACAUUGCUUGGCGGACUGACCUUCUCCUGUGUCUUUCAAAACAACCAGAUGUUGAACGACUUAGAGAGCUUUGCAAAGGGAAAAAGAUCCCGUCAAGAAUGAGGCCAGAGCUAUGGAAGGCAUUGCUGAAUAUCGCAGGCAAACCAGACGCAAUCAGUACAUGGGAUGGUGUGCUUGAUCUAAAUGAGCAGGAUGUUUUGUCAGAGGACUGCAGAUUUCAAGCAGCUAAACUCCGUAUCACCGAAGAAGAUGAAGAGGAAGUUGCACGUGAUAUGGAAGGUCUGAUCACAUUUUACUGUAAAUCAAGGAACGAAAAGUACAGGACAACAAGUGGACUCAUUGAACUUCUUUCUCCAUUUAUUACACUGAAGCUACCGUUAAGCGAUGUUUAUAACUGUUUCUACGCCAUGCAUUCAAAAUACAUCCCAAGGGAGUGCUAUCGAGAUGGGAAGCCAUUCAGCCUGUUCAGGCAGAUUCUCCAGUAUCAUGAUCCUUUGCUCUGCUCUUUUUUGGAUUCGAGAAAGAUCCCGCCUGACUUGUAUGGACAGAAAUGGCUGCGAAGCCUGUUUGCGUCAGUUUGUGAUUCUGAUGUCAUUCAAGCAAUGUGGGACGCCUAUCUCCUAGAUGGAGACUCGUUCUUUGUUUUCUUCUUAAUGCUCGUUAUGGUCUUAAAUGCCAAGGAACGAAUUUUAGAAAUGUCCAAGAAAAACAAAUCAGCUAUAAUAGAUAUGAUUACUGCGUUCCCGCAAGACCUCGGAGCCGAUGACAUUGAAGACUUUUGCAUCCUUGCGAGGUACUAUUCCACUCGGACGCCCCAGUCUUUCAGAAAGGACUUUCAACCUGUCCUUUUUGGGUCGAAGAUUGCAAACCCUGAAACCUCAUACAGCUCACUUUGCUUGCAAAUUUCGGCAGCAGAAGUUAUGGAGAGUUACAAAAAUCAAGAUGAAGAUGCCGUUCAUUACUUUUUGGUUGACUGUCGCCCGGCUGAUCAGUACAACAACGGCCAUCUGCCAACUGCAUUUCAUUUGGAUGCCAAUCUGAUGUUGCAAGCUCCGGAUGAAUUCUCGACGGCGGUUCAAGCUUUGUUUUCGUCACAACAGCAAGCGAUGGAAGCCAAAUCGGUCGCCGGCGGUGAACACCUCUGUUUCAUGGGAUCUGGAAGAGAGGCUGAGGAUCAAUAUGUUAAUAUGGUCAUUGCCAAUUUUCUUCAGCGAGGCACUCACUUUGUUGGAAUUGUCAGAGGUGGCUAUACUGCAAUCCAUGAUAUUUUAAUUGAUGAUCUCACAAACGGAUUGGCUGACCACAAUCUACAAAGAUGCAUUGUGUGUACACCUGAAGCGAUCAGUUCUGAAGACGAGAGCCAUGAGCUGUCAAGAGGAGAUCACAGCCCAACUUCUCCCAAAAACACUCUAGUUGAAAGGCUAUCCACAACUCUGAAAUCGAGGGGAGCGAACAUGAAGGAGAGGCUUGGUAAACUAAUGGAAUCAUCGGCGAGAGCACCAGAAAGGCAUGUCAGUGCUUCUGAUCGGACUGGUAAGCGAUAUAGGAACGUGAAUCUGGACAUAUUCAGCAUAGGAGAUGACGAAGAUGAGCCGAUCUCAAGCGAGGAUGAAGGUCGAAAAGAGGCUGUUAAUGUUACCACUUGGACGAAGAGAAAUGACGUAGUAGCCACGUUUCCAUGUAGUGAAAUCACGGAAUCUGGGCACAUGUACUCGAGCUACAUCCUACUUACGUUGACCAACUUGUUCAUUUUACGCGAGAUCAUCGACAGACCUGGUUGGGCACACAUAUUGAGUCGCCCUCAUCUGACAUCGAUCGUUAAAAUCACAUCAAAGAGGAAACACCCACAGUUGAUAACAUUCAAAUAUGGAACUAGUAACGGAGAAUCAUACCAGAUUACUGCCACACAGAGAUUCUUAAUUCCUGAUGCAAAAAACGCAACUAAAAAAAUCAAAGAAAGGAUUGUUAAGAUUAUCGGUGACUAGUUUUUCCAAAUGUCGUUACAUUCGCCUUGGUUUGGCGAUGUCACGAGCACUUGAAGCGUGUUGAGAGCAAACCAAGAGAGGGCCUCAAAUACAAGAAAGUAAAUCGCUUUCUUUGCCCUCUGAAAAUUCUGUGGCAUGCCUACUGACCCCCUUUCCGGACCCUGUAUUUUUCUUCGCAUAUUAAGCCUGAUUCUGUACUAAGCAGUUAAACCCGAUUAUUGGCUUGAUUCAAUCUCUAAAUUCGAUCCAAGCUCUAAACGACAGUUGCAACAGAAGGGCGUUAGGCAUGGGAUCAGUGGGUUUAGAUUAGAACCUAUUUCCGUUAUUUAUCGCCCUUUGGAUCAAUGUUGGUGUCUGCUGGAUUUCAAUGUGUCAAUCUUGACGUGCGUGAUCGUAGGCAAAGUAGGAUGCAAGGACUCAGAAAGAGGUUUAAGUUGUACAGUACAUUAUCAGGCUGUGUUUCCAUUUUCCCUUUCCCAAACAAUAUACUCUCUGAAGUCCCUAAAAAGAUGUUUUCCCGCUCGGCCCACUUACAGGGGCAAUUUCCUUGCGUUUUCAAAUUUUCAUUGUAGCUCGUUCUAAACCUUUAGGGUUGAAGCCUUUACAUUAAAGGCCAAUAGUGGAAACGCGAAUAGCUUUAGAAGUGAUUAGUUAUGAGAAGCUGCUUUGUGUCUAAAAACUAAAGAAACAUCUUGUAUCAGUAAAGUAACCUGCACAAAGUAUAAGCCAUUAUGCCUCCUUUUCACCUUUUGUUUUUGAAAGAAGACUAGAAUUAGCGCUUAGUUACUUGCGCUAACGAUUGGUGUCAACUAAAAGGACCUGCUAAUUUCUUCGAUCUUGAAUCCAAAUUGUAUUUUGUCCUUAAAAUUCAAAGAUAAAUCUGAAUUGAUUUAUCUAUUAGCG